GGGGCUCGCACCCGGGCCCCCGGCUCCGCGGCAGGAGCUGCCGCAGGUCUCGCGGCAGGCGAGCGGCGAGGGCGAGCUCUCCGGCCAUGGCCGCGCCCGGCGCCCCGGCCGAGUGCGGCUACAUCCGGACCGUCCUGGGCCAGCAGAUCCUGGGGCAGCUGGACAGCUCCAGCCUGGCGCUGCCCUCCGAGGCCAAGCUGAUGCUGGCGGGGAGCGGCGGCCGCGGCGGCCAGGCGGCCAAGAGCCUGCGCAUCCAGGAGCAGGUGGAGCAGACCCUGGCCCGGAAGGGCCGCGGCUUCGUGGGCAACGGGAAUCUUCACCGAACCAGCAGUGUUCCUGAGUAUGUCUACAAUGUACACUUGGUCGAAAAUGAUUUUCUUGGUGGUCGUUCCCCUGUUCCCAAGACCUAUGACAUGCUAAAGACAGGCACAGCUGCCACUUGUGAAAGUCGCUGGGGAAGAGGAACUGCCCAGUACAGCUCACAGAAGUCCAUGGAAGAGAGGUCCUUGAGGCAGCCUCUGAGGAGACUUGAGAUUUCUCCAGACAGCAGCCCUGAGAGGGUCUACUCCUCACACAGCGACUCCCAGUACAGCCAGAGGGGCCAGGCCGGGCACACCCUGUGGCACCAAGAGAGCAGGAGAUCGACCCUCCUCCUGCCCCCUAGAUAUGCCCGCUCGGAGAUUGUCGGCUUCAGCCACUCCGGAGCCCUGAGCAGACAGCGCCACUAUGACACUUACCGCAGACAGUACCAGUGCAGGUCUGUCAACGACACCAUUCCCAAUGGCGUCUCUGUCAAGCCAGUGGUGCUCACGUACCCCAGGCCUGGGACCAGCCACAGCAUGGGCAACCUCUUGGAGAAGGAGAACUACCUGACCUCAGGGCUUCCCGCUGGGCAGGUCAGGCCGCUGGCCCCCCUGCAGCCCGUCACUCAGAACAGGGCGGCCUGGUCCUGCUGGCAUCAGAGCUCUUUCCACAGCACCCGCACGGCCAGGGAAGCCGGGCCCAGUGCCACGGCGGACUCGGGCAGGAGGAGGCUGCACAUGACCGCUGGCCAAGCAGCAGCAGGAGGAAGUGGGAAUAUGCUCGUGGAGAGAAGCACUUGCGCCGACCCCCAGCUCGGGAAUGCAGACACGGAGAUGACUCUGGAGCGGGCAGUGAGCAUGCUCGAUGGAGACCACACGCCGCCGCCCAGGAUCUCGGCUGCAGCAACUUUCAUACAACAUGAAUGCUUCCAGAAAUCCGAGGCACGGAAAAGGGUCAGCCAGCUUCGUGGCAUCCCCAAGCUUCUGCAGCUCCUGAAAGUUCAGAAUGAAGACGUCCAGCGCGCCGUGUGUGGGGCCUUGAGAAACCUGGUAUUUGAGGACAAUGACAACAAGCUGGAAGUAGCUGAACUCAAUGGGGUGCCUCGGCUGCUGCAGGUGCUGAAGCAAACCAGAGAUUUGGAGACUAAAAAGCAAAUAACAGGUUUACUGUGGAAUUUGUCCUCUAAUGACAAACUCAAGAAUCUCAUGGUAACAGAAGCCUUGCUUACCCUGACGGAGAAUAUCAUCAUACCCUUCUCGGGGUGGCCGGAAGGAGACUACCCCAAAGCAAACGGUUUGCUCGAUUUUGAUAUAUUCUACAACGUCACAGGAUGCCUACGCAACAUGAGUUCAGCUGGUCCUGAUGGGAGGAAAGUGAUGAGAAGAUGUGACGGGCUGAUCGACUCACUGGUCCAUUAUGUAAGAGGAACCAUUGCAGAUUACCAGCCAGACGACAAGGCCACAGAGAACUGUGUGUGCGUUCUCCAUAACCUCUCCUACCAGCUGGAGGCAGAGCUCCCAGAGAGAUACUCCCAGAGCAUCUAUAUUCAAAACCGGAAUAUCCAGACCGACAACCACAAAAAUAUUGGGUGUUUUGGCAGUCGAAGCAGGAAAGUAAAAGAGCAAUACCAGGACAUGCCGAUGCCCGAGGAGAAGAGCAACCCCAAGGGCGUGGAGUGGCUGUGGCACUCCAUCGUGAUACGGAUGUAUUUGUCCUUGAUCGCUAAGAGUGUCCGAAACUACACUCAGGAAGCAUCUCUGGGGGCUCUCCAGAAUCUCACAGCGGGAAGCGGGCCAAUGCCGACGUCAGUAGCUCAAACGGUUGUGCAGAAGGAAAACGGCCUUCAGCACACCCGGAAGAUGUUACUUAUCGGCGAUCCGAGUGUGAAAAAGACCGCGGUCUCCCUGCUGAGAAAUUUGUCUCGGAAUCUUUCUCUGCAGAACGAAAUUGCCAAAGAAACUCUACCGGAUUUGGUUUCCAUAAUUCCAGACACAGUCCCGAGUACCGACCUUCUCAUUGAGACUACAGCCUCUGCCUGUUACACGCUGAACAAUAUAAUCCAAAAUAGCUACCAGAAUGCGAGGGAUCUUGUCAACACAGGGGGCCUGCCGAGGAUCAUGACCAUCAGCGCAGGCGACGGCUAUGCCUCCAGCAAAGCAAGUAAAGCUGCCUCAGUCCUCCUGUAUUCUCUGUGGACGCACACGGAGCUCCACAAUGCCUACAAGAAGGCUCAGUUCAAGAAGACAGAUUUUGUCAACAGCAGGACGGCCAAAGCUUACCACUCCCUGAAAGACUGAGGCAGGCAUGGAAGGCCCCCCGGAGACAUCCACCCACCUCACCAGUAUCCGCCACAAAAAUGCCCCAAAGGAAAAACACCUAUUUUUCUACUUUCCAGCCCAAAAAACUCCAAAAAAUCAUGCCUGGUUUCUAUCCUUUUCUAGUUUCCUGGUCCCCAGAAUCCAGAAAACAAAUAAUCAGAAUAUAAUUUUACUAAUCGUCCAGAAGACUUUGCAAGUUUGCCACCAGUAGAUCCUAACAACAGACUCAAUUUUAUCCUCUACAAAUAGUGGUCUUUCGAUCAGAGCCAUCAGUGCAGGGCUUCCGGGAACCGAAAUGUGAAUUCCUGUGCAGUGGACAUGCACAGCAUAAAUAAGGAAAGAAGCUGUUGCAGUACUGGGGUUUUAAACAUUUGAUUUACAGUUAUAUUCCUUUUCUGGCUUCCGUGUUUGGUCACUCACAGGCAUAUUGCUUCACCAUUGAGCCACAAGGACAUUGUUCUGCAGGGUUAAAACAGAAUGGAAACCACGAGAAAUAUUUGCAGAGCUAUCCAAGGGAAAACUUAAUGGCAAACAUAUGUUUGUUUACUUUGUGCUAAUUUUUAUCCUUUGAAUUUUUUUUUUCUGAUGUUAAAUAAACUUAAGAAAUUUAGACCGCAGAGCACGCAUGACGACAAGAAAGAGAAAGUGACUGUAGCAAAUUUAAAAAUCUUUUCCACAGAGAAAGGCAACUAUGGUUACAAAACUCGGUGUUCCGGCAAGGAAAUACUUUACCUGCAACACCGCCAUUAAAUGCAAAUCUCUUGUGAAUGGUAGCAUUCAGUGUAAUGUAUUUCCUGGACUCUCUCAGCCACUGCAUAGGUUGAUGGGAGAAUGGACUCUAGUUAGCUACAGAAGGAACCAAGACGGCUCACACUGCCAGGCCAGCCCAGGGCAAUGAAAAGACAGUUCAUUUUAAUAGAGUAUAUUACUGACUAGCCCAGCUUUGCCCAGCAUUAAAAAAAUGGAGCCACUAAAUCUCAUGUGAUCUUCCUAAAGCCAGUUUCUGUAAGUCAAGGAAACUCGAGAGAAGAAAAAUGAAGGUUUUUGAAGAAAAAUGUGUCUAGGCCACCCAGAGAGAAUAGGAGAAACCCUAAUGUUUAAAAACUGACACCAUCUAUUGAAGCACAACUGUAUUAGUUUUAACUGAGCUGUGUUUAAUACCAUUCAUAUAGAAUUAGUUCUUCUCAACUACAAUUCUAUUUUGCUUAAAAAAAAUUCUGCCAAUGUUUGUUAUAAGAAAAUAGGAAGGGAAAAAAAUCCUUCAGUUCCCUUGGCCAGAAAAGUAUAAUAAUAGAAAAUAAAUUCUCAUUUUCAAUUUUAAUGUGUAGUUAGGUCUUUGUUAUGUUUAGAACUUGAAAUUUUUUUCAAUUUAAGAGCUCAGUGAAGAAGACAGGUUACUAACCUAGUUCAAAAUGAAAUUAUUAGAUACCAAUUUUUAAAAUACUAAAGAAAGAAAUACCUCUUUUUCCAGAGUUUGGAGUAUAUUUAUUCUUCCAGAUGAAUGAUGUAUGUUCAAGAAGUUUCUGUGUUUUUUAAGGCAUUAGGAGGGCUUGGAAUAAUAAACACAAAAUGGGACAAAUAUAA
Manis javanica (Malayan pangolin) is the source of this 4205-nucleotide messenger RNA. It is a transcript of the gene PKP2, whose product is annotated as plakophilin 2. Gene Ontology annotation, biological process: intermediate filament bundle assembly; cell-cell adhesion; protein localization to plasma membrane. Lineage: Eukaryota; Metazoa; Chordata; Mammalia; Pholidota; Manidae. The record is from RefSeq and is a predicted model, not a curated record. Gene Ontology annotation, cellular component: adherens junction; cytoplasm; intercalated disc. Gene Ontology annotation, molecular function: protein binding.